GAUGACUGGGAGAGCCCGAGCGAGAGCACGAGGAAGGGCCCGUGGUCAGGAGACGGUGCAGCACGUGGGCGCCACUGCGAGCCAGCAGCCUGGUCAUGUCCAGCCUGGACCUCAGCCGCCACCGGCAGAAGGGGAGCUGGCUGGCCGCGGACGGCAGAGGGGAGCCGUAGGAGCGACAGCCAAGUCACAAGAACUCCAGAUAUCCGCCGGAUUUCAGGAAUUAUCUCUGUCAGAGAGAGGGGGUCGCCGUAGAGACUUCCACGAUCUUGGUGUCAAUACAAGGCAGAACCUGGAUCAUGUUAAAGAAUCAAAAACAGGUUCUUCAGGCAUUAUAGUAAGGCUGAGCACUAACCAUUUUCGACUGACAUCCCGCCCACAGUGGGCCUUGUAUCAGUACCAUGUUGACUAUAACCCACUGAUGGAAGCCAGAAGACUCCGCUCAGCUCUUCUUUUUCAACACGAAGAUUUAAUUGGAAGGUGUCAUGCUUUUGAUGGAACGAUACUAUUUUUACCUAAAAGACUACAGCACAAGGUUACUGAAGUUUUUAGUCAGACCCGAAAUGGAGAGCACGUGAGAAUAACAAUUACCUUAACAAAUGAACUCCCACCGACAUCACCAACUUGUUUGCAGUUCUAUAAUAUUAUUUUUAGGAGGCUUUUGAAGAUCAUGAAUUUGCAACAAAUUGGACGGAAUUAUUACAACCCAAGUGACCCAAUUGAUAUUCCAAAUCAUAGGUUGGUGAUUUGGCCUGGCUUCACUACCUCUAUUCUUCAGUAUGAAAAUAACAUCAUGCUUUGCACUGAUGUCAGCCAUAAAGUCCUUCGAAGUGAAACUGUUCUGGAUUUCAUGUUCAACUUGUAUCAUCAAACCGAAGAACAUAAGUUUCAAGAACAAGUUUCUAAAGAACUGAUAGGUCUAAUUGUUCUGACCAAGUAUAACAAUAAAACAUACAGAGUGGAUGAUAUUGACUGGGACCAGAAUCCAAAGAGUACCUUUAAGAAAGCCGAUGGCUCUGAAGUCAGUUUCUUAGAGUACUACAGGAAGCAAUAUAACCAAGAAAUCACCGACUUGAAGCAGCCAGUUUUGGUCAGCCAGCCUAAGAGGAGGAGAGGCCCUGGCGGCACGUUACCCGGCCCUGCGAUGCUUAUUCCUGAGCUCUGCUACCUGACAGGUCUAACUGAUAAAAUGCGCAAUGAUUUUAAUGUAAUGAAAGACUUGGCUGUUCAUACGAGGCUAACCCCAGAACAGAGGCAGCGGGAAGUGGGGAGGCUGAUCGAUUACAUCCACAAAGAUGAUAAUGUUCAGAGGGAGCUUCGAGACUGGGGUUUGAGCUUUGACUCCAACUUACUGUCCUUCUCAGGAAGAAUUUUGCAAGCAGAGAAGAUUCAUCAAGGUGGAAAAACAUUUGACUACAAUCCACAGUUUGCAGAUUGGUCAAAAGAAACAAGAGGUGCGCCACUGAUCAGCGUUAAGCCGCUGGAUAACUGGCUGUUGAUCUAUACUCGAAGAAACUAUGAAGCAGCCAAUUCAUUGAUACAAAACCUAUUUAAAGUCUCACCAGCCAUGGGCAUACAAAUGAAGAAAGCAGUAAUGAUUGAAGUGGAUGAUAGAACGGAAGCCUAUUUAAGAGUCUUACAGCAGAAGGUUACAUCAGAUACCCAGAUAGUUGUUUGUCUGUUGUCAAGUAACCGGAAGGACAAAUACGAUGCUAUUAAAAAAUACUUGUGUACAGAUUGCCCGACUCCAAGUCAGUGUGUGGUGGCCCGAACCUUAGGCAAACAGCAGACCGUCAUGGCCAUUGCUACAAAGAUUGCCCUGCAGAUGAACUGCAAGAUGGGAGGAGAGCUUUGGAGGGUUGAUAUGCCUCUAAAGCUAGCAAUGAUAGUUGGCAUCGAUUGUUACCAUGACACCACAGCUGGACGGAGGUCAAUUGCAGGGUUCGUCGCAAGCAUCAACGAAGGGAUGACCCGCUGGUUCUCUCGCUGUGUAUUUCAAGACAGAGGACAGGAGCUGGUCGACGGGCUCAAAGUCUGCUUGCAAGCCGCUCUGAGGGCCUGGAAUAGCUGCAACGAGUACAUGCCUAGUCGGAUCGUCGUGUUCCGGGACGGCGUUGGGGACGGCCAGCUCAAGGCGCUGGUCAGCUACGAGGUGCCGCAGUUUCUGGACUGCCUGAAGUCUGUGGGGAGAGGCUACAACCCAAGACUAACGGUGAUUGUGGUGAAGAAGCGGGUGAACGCCAGGUUUUUCGCGCAGUCCGGAGGGAGACUUCAGAACCCGCUUCCUGGGACGGUCAUCGAUGUCGAGGUCACCAGGCCAGAAUGGUAUGACUUCUUCAUCGUGAGCCAGGCGGUGAGGAGCGGCAGCGUCUCCCCCACGCACUACAACGUCAUCUACGACAGCAGUGGCCUGAAGCCGGACCACAUCCAGAGGCUGACGUACAAGCUCUGCCACGUCUACUACAACUGGCCGGGUGUCAUUCGUGUUCCCGCCCCCUGCCAGUAUGCCCACAAACUGGCCUUCCUUGUCGGCCAGAGCAUUCACAGAGAGCCAAACCUGUCCCUGUCCAAUCAGCUUUACUACCUCUGACCGGCGGAAGAAGACAAGACGUAGCUGGUUUUUCUUUCUGAAAUUACAACUUCGGAAUUUUUUAAGCUUUUUUAAAAUUGUAUCUUUCUGGAUGAAACCUGGGAAGGGACUUAGGAGCUCCAGAGUCUUCCUUCCAACAUUGCCAUUAACUUAUUUUAUAGGUG
This is a messenger RNA of Camelus dromedarius (Arabian camel), 2751 nucleotides long. RefSeq names its product piwi like RNA-mediated gene silencing 1 (gene PIWIL1). Bases 2 to 2587 code for a protein of 861 amino acids. Gene Ontology annotation, biological process: regulatory ncRNA-mediated gene silencing. The transcript has 20 exons. Gene Ontology annotation, molecular function: piRNA binding; protein binding; RNA endonuclease activity. The record is from RefSeq and is a predicted model, not a curated record. NCBI's taxonomy places the organism in Eukaryota, Metazoa, Chordata, Mammalia, Artiodactyla, Camelidae. Gene Ontology annotation, cellular component: P granule.